CAAAUAUUUAUUGGAAUUUGGAACUGUGUUUUAGAAAUUGGGCUGUAUAAUUUUGUAGAUUGUGUUUGAUAGUUUUGUGAGUUUUUCUUGCCAUGCCAAGAAGUAUUAUAGAAUACUUUGCGGAAAAUGAAAAAAGUAAAUGUGGAUAUUGCAAGAAGCCUGCUUCAAAUUAUAGCCAUGGUUUAUGGGCCCAUUCAAUGUCCGUUUCUGACUACCAAGACCUCAUAGACAGAGGAUGGAGACGAUCAGGAAAAUAUUGUUACAAACCAACCUUAGAUAUUAUUUGCUGCCCAAUGUAUACUAUUAGAUGCAGAGCUUUAGAAUUCAAAGCAUCCAAAUCACAGAAGAAAGUAUUAAAGAGAUUUAAUAAAUAUUUAAUUGGUGAAUAUGAGCUUGUGACUGCUGAAAGGAAAGCAUCAGGUUUAAGUGAGGAUAUGAAUAUAGAUGAAUCUGGCGGAGAACUUUUUGUUAAAAGUAAACAGGAGCCACUUAAAAUUGAUAUUGAGGCAGACCUAAAGUAUAUUGACAGCCCAGAUGAUAGUAAUUGCGAAGAUACUGUACAACCAUCUAAUUCAAAUCAUAUAUCAGGGUCAGAUAAAAUCAAAGUAAACAGUAAUACAGAGCAGGGUCCUGAUCCUAACAAACCUUCUUGUAAAAAAGCUAAACAGAUGAGAAUAGAACGUAAAUUAGAAAAACUUAAAGCCCAAGGGAAAGAGAUGAAUGUUCUCUUGAAUACUAAAAGUAAAGAGAAACAACUUGAAGAUUUUAUUAAAGAUCUGCCAGAGGAAACUAAAAAUAAUUUAGAGAUUAAAUUAGUUAGAACAACUUCAUCAAGUGCGGAAUGGAGAGCAACAGCUAACGAAACACAUGCAGUGUAUGUCAAAUACCAAAUGGCUAUUCAUGGAGACACUCUAGAGAAAUGUACUGAACCAAAGUUUAGAGAAUUCCUUGUGCAGAGUCCAUUAGUGGAGGAAUACUCCGAAGUGGGUCCACCUUGCGGCUAUGGUUCCUUUCACCAACAAUACAGGUUAAAUGGCAAAAUAAUAGCAGUUGGUGUACUGGAUAUAUUGCCCAAAUGUGUUUCUUCUGUAUAUUUCUUCUAUGAUCCACAAUAUACAAACCUCACUAUGGGCACUUAUGGAACAUUGAGAGAGAUUGAAUUUACGCGUCAUCUCCAUUUAAUAUGCCCUGAACUAAAGUACUAUUACAUGGGCUUCUACAUACACUCAUGUAAAAAAAUGAGAUAUAAAGGCGCAUACACACCGUCGGACCUUCUAUGCCCUGAGACCUACAAUUGGUUCCCAAUAAAGGACUGUAUACCCAAAUUAGAACAAUCCCCAUACUCAAGACUUGAUCCGGACUUGAGAAGAGUUGAUGGAAAUAUGCCAAGUGAUAGUGAUAUUAAUUUUAUUCCGGUUCUGUGUAAAAGUCAAUUGUUGUCAUAUAAGGUGUAUCGGAAGAAAGAGGGGAAGAGGAAUGAUGAUGCUCAAGAAAUAUUGCAGUAUGCAAAUUUGGUUGGUGCAAAGUCUGCUAAAAGUUUGAUUUUGGUUAGGUAAUUCAUUUAUUAGUUAACAUUAUGUGGGUACUUAACAUAUUAGUUAAUUCAUUCAUUCAGUGCAUAUAAAAAAUAGCGAUAGCUAAAUAUUAAAAAAAAUGUGUGUGAUUUUUCUCCUUUCCUUUUUGUUAAAAAGAUACAAUUGUUUGUCAAGUGUGGCGAAAUCAUGCUUUAUUUAAAACCUUUUAAACGGUUUUUUUAUUACUUAAACAAAAGCUGGUCUCAAAGUUAAAAUAUUAUUCAUCAUUUUUAUAAUUGAAAUGUACCAAUUUUUAUCUCUAUAAUAAUUUGAUUUUAUCAGUGAUGUAAACAAAAUUCUUUCUUUCUUAAAGUCCGCAUAUGAAUAUGCAUGGUUACAGUUUUUUUUAAACUACUAACAAUCUUUAAAAAUCACUUCCAUUGAGUUUGUCACAGAGGAGGUUCUUACUUUCUUCGAGGCAUUUGGUCAAUAACUUUUAUUAAAUUUCUGUACUGUUUUAUCAUCAUCUGAUAAUUUUAGUUUUAAUAUUAAUAAAACUAGUAGAACUAGCAUUUCUUUACCCACCAAUAAAACUAUAAGUUCAUAUACCUGUAUAAAUAUAACUUAGUAUAGUAAAUAAAUAUUUCUUCUCAUUCUUGAACAUGCUAAGCACAUAUCCCAAUUCUCAUUUAAGUCAAAAUGGUGCCAAUGCAGUAACAAGGAGGGGGUUAUUGAACUCUCUUGGGGCUUGGAUCACACUAUUUGAUAUUACGAAAUGUAUAUAAGAUUAUGUUAUAUAACGAUCCAAACUUACUUAGUUUACAAUAUAAACACUCAACAGUAAAAAAUUACUGUGUGUUGCUCACGCGAGUUCUAGAUCGACAUCUGGUACCUCAAAGUUACGAUAUUUUGUCACGUGUUAAUAUGUUUGGGUUUUCAUAUAAUAAAAUCAAAAUCCUGUCUCCGUUAACUUAAACAUCAGCCUUCGGAGCGUAUUUUCAUUUAAAAUAUUGAUUUUAUUCUAACAUUUAAAGUAUUUUACAUAUAGUGGAUAUUAUAAUAUACUUAUAAUAUCUAGUUUGUAUUAGCUAUAUCGUGUAUUCUUAGAUUAACUCAAAACUUCUCCAAAAUGUUUCAUUUCAUUGUCACUGUCUAUUUUUUAUUAUUAAAAUAAAUUAUUGCUUUGAGCAACUAUGUAUUAAACGUUUUAUUGAAUAUUUUCUUACAUAAUCUUGCUUUUAAUUGAGUGACAGUUGAGGCUUAUAAUCGCAUAAUCAUGAGUAAACUAAA
Messenger RNA from Pieris brassicae (large cabbage white), 2804 nucleotides. RefSeq names its product arginyl-tRNA--protein transferase 1 (gene Ate1). The coding region runs from base 93 to 1556 and encodes 487 amino acids. Gene Ontology annotation, biological process: protein arginylation. Lineage: Eukaryota; Metazoa; Arthropoda; Insecta; Lepidoptera; Pieridae. Gene Ontology annotation, molecular function: arginyl-tRNA--protein transferase activity. The transcript has 8 exons. The record is from RefSeq and is a predicted model, not a curated record. Gene Ontology annotation, cellular component: cytoplasm.